Symbiodinium necroappetens is the source of this 2412-nucleotide messenger RNA. NCBI's taxonomy places the organism in Eukaryota, Dinophyceae, Suessiales, Symbiodiniaceae. The record is from the annotation of a GenBank genome assembly.
AUGGGUGCGGGCUACGGCUACGGUCUGGCCUCCAACAAGUGGACGAGUGCUUUGGUUCAAAGUUGGGAAGCAUCCAUUUGUUUCACCAUGGCGAUGCCAGCAAAAGUCACCAAGCGUGGCGCUUCGCCAAGCUCAGAGGACCCACCGGCGAAGAAAGCCAAGGAGCUUGACCACGCUGAAAGAUUACGAGACCUGACAACGCAGGGGUGGGAAACCGCUCAGACUUGGCGGGACACCGCUCAGCAGCUGCUUGCGAUGGCCGUGGCUGACUUGCAGACCGCCAAAGACAAGAAAGAUCAGGAGAAGGUCGAGGCGGCCGAGAAGAAGGUCGAGGCGGCCCAGAAGAAGGUCGAGGCGGCCAAGAGGGAGGUCGAGGCGGCCGAGGAGAAGGUCGAGGCGGCCAAGAGGGAGGUCGAGGCGGCCAAGAAGGAGGUCAACGCGGGUCCAGCCCAGGACUGGUGUCAGAAACUGCUCGACCAAAAGUUGGAGUUUGGAGCUGGCGACGCACUGCUGAACACCAUCGGUGCGAAGUGGGACUACUGUGGCAGAGAAGACCUUGUCAAUGACUUGCAAGCGCCUUUCGCGCGUCUUUGUGAGCACAAAAGUGUGGAUGCAGACAAGCAGAACCACCCGCUGCUAAUAGCAUUUGCCGGCCCAGGACAGGGCAAAUCCCGCCUCCUCUCAGAGCUCCCCGCCAUGAUCGAGGAGUGUCGCAAGAAGCUCAACACCGAACAGGUGCGGAAGUACAAGAAGACCCUGGCCUUCCUGAUCACCUGUGAGAAUGACACCCCACCUGGAGACUGGGCAACAGUGGAGCUGAAUGCCUCACGCUUCAUCGCCUGCCGCAUGCUGUGGCAGCUGUGGGCGGCCAACCGAGUGUUGCGAGCCGUGCUACGGGGCGCAGAGGAGACCACUAUCGUGGUUCUGGGAGUGGACGGCAUGCAAGGCCUCGAAGGCUUCGAACAGCGAGGGGAGGCAGGCAAACCGUUCUAUGAGGUCAUGCGGGAAGUUUGCCGGCUUGUCAACCAAAAGGAAUCUGCGCUGGUGGUAGGAUGCGUUACUGCCACUCAAAGUCUGGAUCACGGCCUGGCAUUCUCAGCCCAGGUGCGCCACCGCCUAACCCUCCCUCGUGUGAGCCGGGUGGAGGAACACGGCGAGGACAUGGUUCCGCAUCAUCGCCUCAAGAAUUUGCUGGUGCAAGACAUGGGAGGCCACGGCCGAGCUUUAGAGGCUCUUGUGCAGGCGCUGCGGGAACUUAAAGAUGAAAGCGAUGCGGCUGCUGUGAUUGAGGCAGUCAGGCUUCAACUGUCAUUGAAGUACCCCCGCGCUGGCAUCCUUGGCAGGUCGGACUCGAAAACCUUCGACGAUGACUCUAUCAAAGCAGUUCUUCGCACGGCACUGUCAGGCAAAUGGGUUCGCAGAGGUGACAAGCUUGUGAACAUCGAUGCUCAGAAGGCAGACUUGAUUCGUUUGCAGUACAAUGAUUUCUUCACUCACUGCCGCAUUGAAGUUCCGUACAUAUGGCUGCACAUGAUGCUCAACACUGUGGCAGCAAAUUCUAAAGAUCUGGCCCCAUGGCGCCUGAUGGACUACAGCCAGUUUCUGAGUGAUCCACCGCAAGAUGGCACAGAAUGGGAGGAGUUCAACGCAGCCUUCAGAGUGUUGCGGUCUUGGGCUUUCGAAGAACAGGAAGCAGUGCCAGUACGCUCUUUGCACAGCGGUGCAAUCAUACAGCCAGGUACCUUAGCGGAGAAGAUGGUCAUCAAUCGCCAUCUGAAGCGCUUCAAGGCAAGGAUUCGCAUAGCAACGGCCUCAAAUGUCUGCGGCAACCCAAAGCCCCUCAGAGACUCAGCAGCGACAAUGCCCGCAAGCCAUCUCGAAAAGCAUGAGUGCGAAGUCGAUGGCGAGGAGACCACGGUCAGUUUGACGCGGAGUGAUGUUCUUGUUGUGAAUGUGAAGGGUGCACCUGCUGCAGAUGCGGUCCUUCGCUUGCAGACCAAGGCUGGCGAUCUGAUCGCAGAGUGCUUGCAGAUGAAGCAUGGGCAGUCAGCUUGUGACCUAGAAGCUGAGCGUGCGAAAGCCUGUGGUAAAGAUGACAUCUUCGUGGUGCUGCGAAACAUCAAACCUGACACUCCAGCUGGCCAGAACUUGAUACUUGUGUCCGAGGGUCAGUUCGCAGAAUACUACGGAAUGUACAGCGGCAGGGCAUUCAGCAGUGUCGUUCCACGGUGCUUGGACCUCGCUGCAGGCAUUCUUUAUUGCAGCAGUCGUUUGAUUUCACAGACUCCUCGUGUGGGUAGUUUGGGGCUAGCUAUGCCAUGUUUGUCUUGGGAGGUGGUUCCCACACGCUUCGACCUUCAGGCAUCGAAGGUCGUGCUUGGGAUUGGUCACAGCAAGCACCGCGGGCUGUGA